Aspergillus chevalieri is the source of this 1524-nucleotide messenger RNA. RefSeq lists its product as uncharacterized. The transcript is spliced from 3 exons. Lineage: Eukaryota; Fungi; Ascomycota; Eurotiomycetes; Eurotiales; Aspergillaceae. The record is from RefSeq and is a predicted model, not a curated record. Bases 1 to 1524 code for a protein of 507 amino acids.
AUGCAUUUCGCAGGCACGGUUCAUCUCGCGCUUCUGGCGACCUUUGCAGCCCUGGGAGAGGCCAACAACAACCUCCCUAGGGCCUACAGCCAGGCUGCUCCGAGUUCGUCUGCCGUCACCUCGUCCCCUCAGUCUUCGUCGGUAUAUGAGGCUGUUCCAGCCUCGCCCUCUUCUUCGCCUGCGCCUGUAUCUCCGUCUUCAUCAUCUGCCGUCACCUCGUCCCCUCAGUCUUCGUCGGUAUAUGAGGCUGUUCCAGCCUCGCCCUCUUCUUCGCCUGCGCCUGUAUCUCCGUCUUCAUCAUCUUCUGUUGCCUCGGCCUCUCAGUCUUCGUCGGUGUAUGAGGCUGUUCCAUCUUCGUCCUCGUCUUUGCCUGCGCCGGCAUCUCCGUCUUCGUCAUCUGUUGUUACAGCCUCGUCCUCGUUUUCGCCUGCGCCGGCAUCCCCAUCUUCGCCGUCUGUUGUUGUUUCAUCCUCUUCCUCGCAGGCCAUUUACCCGUCCUCCCCUGCGGUGUUCAAUCCUUUCUCUUCGUCUGCUGCCCCGUCGUCUGCUGCAGCACCAUCGUCAUCGUCGGCUGCUUUGUUCUCCGCAGCUUCAUCGUCCGCUCUUUCAUCAUCUGUGGCUUCGUCUAUGGCCUCUCCAUCUUCAUCCAAGCCCGUCUCUCCUUCAUCCUCGUCUAUCGUGACUCGGCCGAUUCCUGUCCAGACUGAGACCGAUGUCGAAACCAAGACGUCGACUCACGAUGUCACUCUCACAUACACUCUCGGCACUGGCACCUCUACUUCUCUCGUGACGACCACUGUCCAGAGGACCGUCACUCAGGUCCAACAGGUGACCGAAACCCCCUUUGAAGAGCAGACCGUUACCAUUACUCCCACUCCCAAGGUGGAGGUUGUCACUAUCACGCCUACCGCUGAGGGCUCGGCAGAGGAACAGACCAUCACGGCGACUCCAACCCCAGAAGUGAGCACCAUCACGGUCCCUGGAACUGCCCAGGAGAUGGCCAAGGAGGAGCCAACCACCACUAUCUCUUCCACUUCUACCAUCACCUAUACCGUGUGGGUCGUUCCUUCGACCUCUGCCGUCCCAGGAAACGGCCAGACUGCGGGUAGCGAGCAAGCUGCGGACAACGACACCACUGGCAAUGGCCAAACUGCCAACAAUAACAUGGCUGUUGUCACUACCGAAGCUGCAGCUUGCAGCCAGGCUACGGUCACCGUUCAUGAUACUGUCACUGUUCAUGACACCGUAACUGCGCAAGACACCGUCACUGUGACUGCUAUCCCUACCCCCUCAUUGACUCCUACCGCCGCCGCCUCCUACGAGAACUCAUCGUCCUCGUCUCUGGCUUCCUCUCCCAUUCUCUCUUCUUCCACCCCUAUUCUCCCGGCUGUCACCACUCCGGUGAUUGUUUCCAGCAGCCGCACGUACGGAAAUGGAACCUGGCCCAUGUCCAGCAGCUUUGCGAAGCCCUCCAGCUUCAUCACUAGCCGGGCACCUCAAUCCAGUGGCUUCCGUCGCUCCUAG